Messenger RNA from Penicillium brasilianum, 4256 nucleotides. The record is from the annotation of a GenBank genome assembly. NCBI's taxonomy places the organism in Eukaryota, Fungi, Ascomycota, Eurotiomycetes, Eurotiales, Aspergillaceae.
CGUAGAGCCUGCAAACUUCUCUCUUCUCCAGCUGGGGGCCAUCCCAGACGACCCAGGUCCAAGAUCCAUGGGCCGCCGGGAGUACGACCAGCUGAUUGGCAUUUUGGGACGUGUCACUCGCCGGCCUAUUGGCUGCUGCGGUCGGCUAAUUGACCACGGAUUGCGCGGGUACUAUCGAGGGGGGAGUCUAGACUGUCCCGCCAAUGCCCAUAGUUUGUUAUGAGAAGCCUGCUUCAAAUGCCUUGAUUGAAACUCGCCUCGGUCACUUUACCUUGUCCUUACCCGGAACCCGCCCCCAGACCCUCUUAGCCUCUUGCACCAUUGCCACCCUCCACUGACUCCGGUCGAGUCUGGGGCCAACGUCUGAAACUCACUGGCAAACUCCACUGGAACAAGCCUCGUACUUUCUUCUCUUUUCCUGUCAGUCUAGUCAAGUCCUACCGUGGGGAUUCUUCGCGACACACACUGGAUCUGGGGAAUGUAUACACAACUGCGCGCAUUCAAUCUUCGUGCUGCUGCACCCGUCGCCUGCCUUCUGAUUCUAGAGGAGGACGAGCCCAUCCGACCUGUGUGAUACACAAAGGACCCUCAACUAGACACGAGGCACACGAUCUAAAAACCAGAACCUUUCCAUACUCAGCCAUUCCGGCGCCCGUCAGCGCUCUACCGUUCACAGAAUCCACAAAUGGCUGCACUGGUGGAUUCACCGCGGCCCGCUCUGGUUAGCGAUGCCGACCUCCUCCAGGCCCGCGCUGCCUUGCAGCACCAGAAUAGUCCCGACAUCUCCGUUCCGCGUGAAUUUAUCUCACUGAUUGUCGAAGAACUGAUCUAUCGCCGAGAGUCCCACUCCGCAAUCGCAGACGUCGAACAUGAAUGCUCGGCUCUUCGCAAGGAACUCCGCAAACACACUCACAUCAAUGAGGCCUUCCAGAAAGAACUGCGCGAGAUCGGGGAGAUUAUCACGCAAGUCGCCCAUGGCGAUCUAUCUCAGCGGGCGCGGCUUCAUCCGCUGGAGAUGUCGCCUGAUAUUGCGACCUUCAAGCAGACCAUCAACACGAUGAUGGAUCAGUUGCAAAUCUUCAGUCAGGAAGUGACCAAGGUGGCGCGCGAGGUGGGCACCGAGGGAGUGCUGGGUGGUCAGGCCAACAUCGAGGGCAUUCAGGGAAUUUGGCAAGAGUUGACGGUCAACGUGAACGCCAUGGCCAACAAUCUGACUACCCAAGUUCGUGACAUUACGACCGUGACCACCGCAGUAGCCAAGGGCGAUUUGACCCGCAAAGUGCAAGCAGAUUGCAAGGGUGAAAUCUUGCUACUCAAGAACAUCAUCAACUCGAUGGUGGACCAGCUGCGCGAAUUUGCGUUCGAAGUGAGUCGAGUGGCCCGUGAAGUCGGAUCGGACGGAACCCUUGGUGGUCAGGCCGUAGUCCACGGUGUCGAGGGUACUUGGAAGAAUCUGACCGACAAUGUGAAUCGCAUGGCUUCGAACCUGACCCAACAAGUCCGUGAAAUUGCCAAGGUGACGACUGCCGUGGCUCGAGGUGACCUUACUAUGAAGGUGACGGCCGAUGUCAAGGGUGAAAUCUUGGAUCUGAAACUUACUAUCAAUGCAAUGGUCGACCGGCUCAACCAGUUCGCCUUUGAAGUGAGCCGUGUGGCCCGAGAAGUCGGUACGGACGGUACACUUGGUGGACAAGCCCAAGUCGAGAACGUCGAGGGUCGUUGGCGCGAUCUCACGGACAACGUGAACACAAUGGCCCAGAAUCUCACACAACAAGUGCGACAAAUCUCGAACGUGACUCAAGCCAUCGCUAGAGGCGAUCUGAGUACAAAGAUCGAGGUCCACGCCCAGGGAGAAAUCUUGACUCUGAAAGAAACGAUUAACCGUAUGGUGGACGGUCUCAGUCAAUUUGCCCGAGAGGUCAAGAUCGUGGCGAGAGACGUGGGUGUGCGAGGUAAACUCGGUGGACAGGCGAAGCUAGAUGGAUCGUACGGUAUCUGGCGGUCGAUUAGUGAAGACGUCAAUAUCAUGGCCGACAACCUUACUUCGCAGGUGCGAGCCUUUGGCGAGAUCACAGAGGCUGCGAUGAGCGGUGAUUUCACCAAGUUGAUCACCGUAUCGGCAUCGGGUGAGAUGGAUGAUUUGAAACAGAAGAUCAACAAGAUGAUCUGGAGUUUGCGAGAUAGCAUCCAACGGAACACGGCUGCCCGCGAGGCUGCGGAAUUGGCGAAUCGCAGCAAGUCGGAAUUUCUUGCCAAUAUGAGUCACGAAAUUAGGACACCGAUGAAUGGAAUCAUCGGACUUUCGAGUUUAGCACUCGACACGGACGAUCUUGCUGCUCCUGUCCGCGAAACGCUCAAUAUGGUCCAUAACCUCGCCAUCAGUCUGUUAACGAUUAUCGACGACAUCCUGGAUAUCUCCAAGAUAGAGGCCAAUCAUAUGAUGAUCGAGAAAAUGCCAUUUAGCCUGGGUUCUACGGUAUUCGGCGUCUUGAAAGCUCUGGCAGUGGAAACGAACGAAAAGGCUCUGACCUUGUCCUAUACUGUUGAUGGCAAUGUGCCAGAUUUCCUGAUUGGCGACGCAUAUCGCUUGCGUCAGGUGAUGCUGAACCUAGUCGGCAACGCCAUCAAAUUUACCGAUCAUGGGGAGAUUCGAGUCACAAUCAGGCGUGCCGAGAACAGUGUCUGCAAUGAGGAUGAGACGAUGUUUGAAUUUUCAGUCACGGAUCCUGGAAUUGGUAUUGAGGAGAGCAAACUCGGUCUGAUCUUCGACAAGUUCCAGCAGGCAGACGGGUCGAUGACUCGUCGUUUUGGCGGCACAGGUCUCGGUUUGGCUAUUUCCAAGCGCCUUGUUUCUCUCAUGGGUGGUGAUAUCUGGGUUACGUCCCGUGUGGGCGAGGGAAGCAAGUUCUCCUUCACUUCUCGAGCCAAACUGGCAGAGGCCCCAGCUGGAUUCUCGGAGCAAUUAGCGCCAUACCGGGGCCGCCGAGUUCUCCUAGUUGACAAUGGCGACUCGGGAGGCUGGCCCGUUCCUUCCAUGCUACAGGACUUUGGUCUUGAGCCCGUGGUCGUCAAUGACAACGAACUCGUUCCUGGCCAAUCCCGAAAGGACCUAUGUGGCUCGUUCGAUGCUAUGCUGGCCCCGAGCUUAGAGACAGCAGCCAAGCUACGCGCCGACGCGAAUCUCUCCCACAAUCCACUAGUGAUCGUAGCACCUGUGGUAUCCCUCCUCCUCAAGACUGCCGGUGAACUCGGUGUAUCAUCCUACAUCACAACACCCUGUCGACCCAUCGACUUCUGGAGCGGUAUUCUCCCUGCCCUCGGCAACCGCAGAAACCGCAUUUCCGAAGGCAUCACCCGAUCUCUGGCAAUCCUGCUCGCUGAAGAUAACGAUGUUAACCAAAAAGUCGCCGUCCGCAUUCUCCAAAAAUGCAACCACAACGUCACAGUCGUCGAGAACGGCCUCCAAGCCGUCAAAGAGGCACAGCAGCACCGCUACGACGUGAUUCUGAUGGACGUGUCCAUGCCGGUCAUGGGCGGGUUCGAGGCAACGGUCAAGAUCAGACAACACGAGAAACUGAACAGUCUACCGCGCACCCCUAUCGUGGCACUGACCGCACAUGCCAUGCUCGGUGAUCGCGAUAAAUGCAUCCAAGCAGGCAUGGACGAGUAUCUCUCCAAACCACUGAACUCGAACAUGAUGAUGCAGACUAUCUUGAAGUGCGCAUCUAUGAAUUUGGUCUCUGCCGUGGAGACGUGAGACUGGGCCUGUACUCCUGGUCCCUAUUCGAUACCGGGCUUUGAUGUCACUGGCUCCCAGGAGGGCUGAUACUGAUCGUGGGUGGAAUACGACUUACCCAACAUACACCAACUAGAUACCUAACAUCCACCCCUUGGAUGAACUGAUAAUGCAGCAUACAUUUCUCAAUGAAACAUUCGAUCCAUCUAUCAAUUCAUGGGGCUAAUGGCUGCGAGAAACUGUCUGUUCUUUUUUGCAGUGCUAUUUGUAUUUUCACAGGAAUCAUGGGCCUCUAAAUACUCUGGACCAGGCAUGCUAGUCAGUCCAGGGUGAUCCGUGUGCCGAAUCAUAACAUCGUUCUUUUUGCCAUGUCCUAUCCUGGUAAUGUUUUUAUGAAGUGCAUGUAUCUAUUUUUGCAAUUGGCGCUGAGGCGUUGGGAUUUUUGGGAUACGGGACAUGGGGCUUUUUUCCAUAUCAUACAGGACACCAAUUAAGAUCACAUUUAUCUCAUGUGAAAUUU